Molecule: messenger RNA, 945 nt
Organism: Pseudophryne corroboree (corroboree frog)
Lineage: Eukaryota; Metazoa; Chordata; Amphibia; Anura; Myobatrachidae
Product: olfactory receptor 1G1-like
Exons: 1
Coding region: 1-945 (314 amino acids)
Biological process (GO): G protein-coupled receptor signaling pathway
Cellular component (GO): membrane
Molecular function (GO): olfactory receptor activity; G protein-coupled receptor activity; odorant binding
Source: RefSeq, a predicted model, not a curated record
AUGGGGAACAAGACUUACAUUAAAGAAUUUAUUUUGGUGCCAUUUUCCACAAAAUCUGGAUAUACAUCAUUAAUAACCAGCUUAUUUUUCUUCCUAUAUGUGUUUGGAGUGAUCAUAAAUGUUAUUAUAAUUGCAGUGAUAUCCACUUGUAAUCAGUUACACACUCCUAUGUAUGCAUUUCUCUGUAACCUGGCCUUAGUAGAUAUCUGUUUUACAACCACGACUGUCCCUAAAUUGCUGUACAUAAUACUAUCUGGAGAUAAUACAGAGUCCUUCUUAAAAUGCUUCACCCAGAUGCACUUUUAUGUUUUGGCUAGUAGUGCAGAAGAUAUUCUAAUAUUCAUUAUGGCAUAUGACCGAUAUGUUGCUAUAUGUGAUCCUUUGCACUACCAUUAUAUCCUAAACAGGAAACACUGUAUCUUAUUAGCAUCUGCUACUUGGAUAUUAGGAUUCUUAAACUCAUUUCUGUUUACAAUUCCAAUCUCACACAUGUCAUUCUGUCAGUCUCGCACCAUACACCAGUUUUUAUGUGAUCCUAAAGCUCUGAUUAACAUCUCCUGUGCUGGCAGUGAACAGUUUUAUACUGUUCUCUAUAUGGAAUUUUUGAUAUUAGGAUUUUUUCCAGCCAUGUUCUGUUUGACAUCUUAUAUAAAAGUUAUCAAGGUCAUCUUACAGAUAAAAUCUAAGGAAGGAAGAAAAAAAGCCUUCUCCACCUGCUCAUCCCACCUCACCACUGUCAUUAUUUACUAUACCACAGGUUUGUCUGUGUUCAUGAUGCCACCAUCAGAAUACUCCAAUGUCCUAGAACAGGUCUUUACAGCACUGUACGCAGUUGUUACACCCAUGAUUAAUCCUCUCAUCUACAGUUUACGGAAUAAAGAUGUGAAAAGUGCUCUGCUGAGACUACUGGGGAUAAAAUUAAGUGUUAAAAAAAUAUCAAACUAA